Molecule: messenger RNA, 4075 nt
Organism: Cladocopium goreaui
Lineage: Eukaryota; Dinophyceae; Suessiales; Symbiodiniaceae
Source: the annotation of a GenBank genome assembly
GGUGACGCAGCACUCGAAGCGUCAACAAGAUGUCUUCGACUGGUUGCUGGCUAUGGCUGCUACCUUUCGGUGUAGCGUUUGGUGCGGAGCAACGCAUCUUUUGGGUGGAUGACUUGAUCUCCCAGACGAAGGUGGAGUCCAAGCUGUGGAUGAUGACUGGAGAAGAUGCCUCGUUCGGCAACCGAAAGAUCCGCUAUGAUGACGAGGACUACUGCGUGGAAGCCUAUGGAACCGUAAAUCCCACCAUUUGCAAGCCGAGCUACCUCAUCAAUGGAUGGAACACCACAGAUGGAACCUCCCUGGCUGACCGAACGCAGCUCUCUGUGGCAUAUGAUCCGGCAGGUGAAGGGGAUGGUGAACAUGUGGUUGGGCCGGUGGUUGACAAAACAAACAACCGUGUCUACUACAUAACACCGACCUGUGCAGAUUCUUCCCGGCGCUUGGGUCGGAAAUUGGCGGUAUGGAAGGUCAAGUACUUGCUGGACAAUCAGAUCGUUCCAGAUGGGACUGUAGCAGAUCCAUUGCAAUGUGCCAACGAGUCGUAUGUCUUUGCGGUGAACCGCUAUGAUGUUGACACUGCAAAGUUCUCGUUGAUCUAUGUGGCCUCUCGAGCGACCUUUCCAGCGCCAGACAAGUGGACUGCAUUCAGCUGGAAAUUGGCCUUUGAUGAAUCCAAACAACGACUGUACUGGUGGUACUAUGCAGGAAGCUGCGCUGUUGCACGAACUUGUGAUGCGCCGUUGUACUACAUUGAUAUCGGCUCCCUAACAGACGAUGGUGACAUGCCAUCGCCCGUCUUGGCUGUCACGGUAACAGAUGGAUAUGGUCACGCAUAUUGGGACAUGACCAUCGAUGAUAACGGAAUGAUCUACUUGGUGGACUGGUGGAAGAUUCGCAAAUAUGAUCCCUCAACGAGUACUUUGUCAACGCUUCACACUGAAGACUACCUGAACACUGGCUGGCAGUUCUAUGGUGUCAGCCAUUGGACAGGCACAAACAAUCUUAUCAUCACGAAGACCAACACCGUGACUUCGAAGCUGUGGCUGUUUGAUGUGACCAGCUCCACAUGGACCGAAAUGUGGUCGGCUGUCCACUAUGAGUUUUCCAAUCUAGGCCAAACGAUGUACAACACAGCAGUGGAUGCGACUCACAACUUGCUCUACGUGGCAACCAGCGGUGGGAAUUCUGCUGGCAGAUCCAUCAUCGAGUUGCCGCUCACCAUCACUGGAGAAAGCAUGCCGUUCAAGGCUUGCCUACAAGGUUCUUAUUCUAUGGAUUGUCCUCUGUACGGCAAAGGAGAACGCCUUGUUGUUGGACAUAAGUCGGCAGCCUUCUCAGUGGCUGGUGAUGGCAAAGCCAGCAACUUUGCUGCUGGUACAGCAGACCGCUUUCCUGCUUGGGGCACCUCUCAGAUUGCUGUGUUGCCGGCCACUUCUCCAAACACCUACCCGACCAAGAACCCAUGUGCCUCCAAAGCGGCUGCCACAAUCGACAUCCUCAGCGCCAAACUGAAGGCAACGACGCGGACAAUGUGCGGAAGCCCACCCACCUCCACUGGCUUUGAUACCAGGCACAUCCUCUUUGCAGUCGAUGCAGGUGACAUCCAUCCAAAUUAUUUGCUCCGAGACUACACAUCCUUGGAGGGCCUUCGCACAUCAUCUGAUGGUAGCUUCGGAUACUCGUAUGUAGGCCAACGCCGCGCAUACGCCAAUUUCAUGGAUGUAGCCACUGGCGGUGGCAAUGACGGUGUGAUCCCUGGGCUCCACUCCGACUGGGGCUAUGGAAAUACCGUAAAGUUUGCGGUGGACUACAAACAUGGAUAUGUCUACUGGAUCUCCUGCGAGCGGGCAGCCCUUCCUCGCUCGUGCUCGGAAUAUGCAUUGAAACGAGUUUCCAUCAGCAAACUGGAAGAGGCUGCCAAGAUACCCGAUCCGAUUGACUGUUCCAGCACCAGCUGUCCGCAUUCGGGGCCAACGCAAGUCCUUGAUGACCGCCAGGCUGUGAUCAAAGCUGCCACUGAAGUGCUGUACACUCAAGCGACCCAACUCUUUCCAGGACCAGAUGACACUGUGACGCACCAGGUUAAGAUGGCGGUUGAUCAAGAGGCUGAGAUCAUCUAUUGGCUUGCCCCACAAAGCGCCAGUGGCUACAUCUCCUUGAUGUACUUGGACGUUGAGGGCUGGGACUCCUCAAAGCCAAAGUUCGAACCUUGCGACGUGGGAGAGGUGGCAGGACACUAUGCUUAUGGCUCCUGGUCAUCUUUGCAAGUUGCAUGCGAUGGAUCUGUCUGGAGCCACGAGGUGGAUGCCAUCAAAACCUUGGAUUUUACAAACGACGCUGUGGUGACUGAGUGCAAGAGCCAGGCGGCACAAUGGGCAGGCCUCGAUGCAGAUGCUCGACCUGGAUGGAAAGGUUGCUGGACGAGAGCAAUGACUCCAGGCUGUGGUGUCAGUGCAACUGGUUCCUGUGUGCUGAAGGCAAUGGCCUAUGACCCAAAACGAGAUGAAAUCUACUACGCCUUCCGUUCCAGCACCGUCAAGGAGAGCAUCAAUCGAUUCAAAAGAACUGACGGCUCGCAAGGCGUUGACAGCGACACGGCCGUCUAUUCCGGAGUGUUCUAUGAGUUUCCACCACGCGCAGACAAAGGAGCAGCCUUCAUAGCGGGCAUUGCGAUUGAUUCCCUGAAUGAAUUUAUCUAUGUGGCCAACUACUAUGGCAAUUCGGCGCAGCAAUCCUUGGUGAUGUUGCCCUUGCCCGAACAUUCAAAAUAUCCAGGAUCGAACCAGGCCGUGCACUCAGCCUAUUGGCCUAUGGACUUGGUGGAAGCCACUGAUGCACCCAUUGCCUGCCUGUAUGGCCACGAGUCUAUCCCUCACUCCUCUGGCUAUGAUAAUCGCAAGUGUGAAUAUACAGGUGAAAGACUGCAGUGGGCUUGGCAAUCGACGGGGAUGGACGUCAUUCUGCCUAAUCCAGAGGGCAUCAAAAGGUUCUACAUUACAGAGACCUCCAACAAUCUUGCGAUCCUACCUCCCAAACCAGAUGUGCUGGGCCGUGCGGAACCCUUCAACUGGACCCAGUUCUACAAGAUGAUUCCGCACGCUUCCAUUGGCAUGAGCAAGGUGAAUGGCUGGAAAUAUUUGAGCUUGCCCGUUGGCUCCACCGACUUGGGCAUGCAGCCAAGUUAUGGCUUCUGCGCGGAGCUUUGUUCCACCUUUUGGCGCAAUGGACGACAAAGGUGUAUCGGAUUUGAUUGGCGCAUGUCGCAGCAUGACUGUGAACACCUCCAGCGCAAUGGCAUGAUCCCCAGCUUCACCAAGAGUUGUGGAUACUCCAACAGUGGUCUCUCCUGCGUUUUCGCUCUCGUGGACCUUACGACCGAGGACGAUAAUUUCAAAGCAUGGCCCAACCCUUGUUUCACCAUGCCUGAGGCAGACACGGACGGCAACGCUUGGAUCAUUGGGAAGUCAGGCUAUGCGCCAGAAGCAGGUUGGCCCAGCUUCGUGAGAGAAGGCUACAGCAUGAGUGGAUCAAGAGCACUUCUCUUCUUGUUGAAGGACGAAUUGCUUCAAGACACUACUGAAGGACAAGCUUUGCGCGAUUUAUGGCGCUCAGGAGUUCCCAAUGCACGUUGGUAUGGAAGCACGGAUACAAAAAACACCGAGUACGCUGUCGGAGAUUCUGCGAAGAAUGGAAAGGCAAUCUAUCCUGGAGACCUCAAGGGAGUCAUCUUUAAGACAGUGACAACUCCGGACAGCACCAAUCCAAAUGCCAUGGCCACCGAAGCGGCGAGUUGCUUUUCAAAUGACAACGUCAUUGCCCUGACGACCUCAGGCUCUGCGACAAACUCUGGGACAGAGUCUGAGUCUGGCAGCAGCGCAGCUACCACCAGCACCGCAGCUACUACCAGCACGCCUGCCACUGGAUUGCCGGACGGCGGCAAGGACUUUGCUGCAUUCUCCUUUCAAUUCCGCUUCAGUUUCCUCGGUCUCAUCUUGCUGCUCUUGUAACAAAAGACAAGUUGCAGCACGUUGCAGCCAGGAAGGUCUGCCCCAAGUCGAGAGUCAGAAGAUCUAAG